Manacus vitellinus (golden-collared manakin) is the source of this 1699-nucleotide messenger RNA. RefSeq names its product calcium homeostasis modulator family member 2 (gene CALHM2). Gene Ontology annotation, molecular function: monoatomic cation channel activity. Bases 32 to 991 code for a protein of 319 amino acids. NCBI's taxonomy places the organism in Eukaryota, Metazoa, Chordata, Aves, Passeriformes, Pipridae. The transcript is spliced from 2 exons. The record is from RefSeq and is a predicted model, not a curated record.
AGCACACACCUCCUCUCACCCCCGGGACGAGAUGGCCGCCCUCAUCGCUGAGAACUUCCGCUUCCUCUCCUUGUUCUUCAAGAGCAAAGACGUGAUGAUCUUCAAUGGUUUGGUGGCCCUGGGCACAGUGGGGAGCGAGGAGCUCUUCUCAGUCGUUGCCUUCCACUGCCCCUGUUCCCCUGCCCGCAACUACAUCUAUGGGCUGGCUGCCAUUGGUGUCCCAGCCCUGGCCCUCUUCCUCAUUGGCGUCAUCUGGAACAACCACACCUGGAACCUGGUGGCUGAGUGCCACAAGCGUGGUGUCAAGAACUUCUCUGCCGCUGCCACCUUCCUCCUCUUUGGCUCCAUCAUGGGCCGGGCAGCUGUGGCACCCGUCACCUGGUCGGUCAUUUCACUGCUGAGAGGGGAAGCUUACAUCUGUGCCCUCAGUGAGUUUGUCAAGCCAUCCUCCCUGGACAAGUUUCCACCUGAGUACGGGGCUGAGGUGCUGGCCAGGUUCCCCUGCAGAGAUGUACCGGCAAACCUCACCAAGUUCAGGGAUGAGGUGACACGGAGGCUGAGAUACGAGUCCCAGCUCUUUGGCUGGCUGCUCAUUGGCAUCGUUGCAGUCCUGGUUUUCCUCACCAAGUGCCUGAAGCACUGCUGCUCGCCACUGAGCUACCGGCAGGAGGCUUACUGGGCCCAGUACCGCUCCAAUGAGGACAAGCUCUUCCGACGUACAGCUGAGGUCCACUCCAGGAUCCUGGCAGCCAAGAAUGUGAAGCACUUCUUUGGCUUCGUGGCACUGGACAAGGAGGAAAAGGAGCUGGUACAGGAGUUCCCGGUGGAGGGCGUCCAGCCAAGCCCCCAGUGGAAUGCCAUCACAGGCGUCUACAUCUACCGGGAGAACAAGGGCUUCCCCCUCUACAGCCGGCUCCACAAAUGGGCCAAAGGAGUGGAAGGGAAUGGGCCAACGCCAGAAGGCCAUGAACUGCUCUUUUUGGCUUCCUAAGACAGAUGGGUGCUGGUAGCGGUUCCCCAGACUGCCUGGCAGGCCUUCCAUACCAUUGCACAGGGAGGGAUUCACUGGGAACAUUCCUCCCGGCAGGAUUACUUCUCUCAGAAGGCAAACAGGGACCAACAGCCUCAAGGUAGAAAGCAACACACUGAACUGGGGAACCCCUCCCUCAGAGAACAGUCUCACUGCUGCUCCCAGAGACACGGGUGAGCAAAGAGAAGGUGCAGCCCCUAGCUCCAGGCUGCCAGUGCAUCCCAUCUGAUGUUGCAGCAGAAGCCUUCAGGAGUGAGAGAUGGGCACAACAUUUCUCACUGUGACUCCUCCAGUCCCACUUGUCUCCCCCGUGGCAGAGUUAGCCCCAGCCAUCCCGCACAUCUACUUGUUUUAUUGACAUUGGUAUCUUCUUACCGCAGUUGUGCAAUGCCUGUUACACAGGCAGGCCCAGAGCAGUUUACAGACUUUACAGUACAGGGAAAAGAGGGAAACAGUAAAUUCCUGUGGAAAGGGGGAUGCAAUAUCACCUCAGAAGGAACAGAUCAGUAAUAGAGCCACACACCAAAUAACUGAAAGACUAAGGCAGGAGGAAUCACCAAUAUUCCUGGUAUUCAGAAAAGCACUCUGUAAUUAUUAAGUUGAAAUUUGGGUAGGACACCAACCUCCCUUUGUUCUUAUUGAAGUGCCUAACAAUUGCUAAUGAGCCCA